AUGUCGUGGAAACUAACCAAGAAGCUGAAGGAGACCCAUCUGGGUCCCCUCGCGAACACCUUCUCCCGAUCCCCGUCGACGGCGACCAUCACAGAAAAGGACGAUAAGAGCCAGGGGCCUACCGUCUCUGGGACAGCGACCCCCACAAACGAGAGCACGAUCGCGGCCUCGGAAGCCCUCUCCCAAGCGCCGGUCGUCAAGACACCCAAGCCCGGUAUCCUCGUCGUUACUCUCCACGAAGGCCAGGGGUUCUCACUCCCAGAGCAACACCGGAAUGCCUUUACCCCGACACACGGCGGCAGUUCCCUGUCUACGGGCAAUGCGCUCGGCAUGGUGGGCUCGCCGCGGCCCCAAUCAUCGUCCCGGACCACAGCUUUUAUGGGCGGCCGCCCCCAGACGUCGGGCGGAUUUAGCGGGAUCCCUACAAACCACGGCCGCAUCUCUACAAAAUACAUGCCCUACGCCUUGAUCGAUUUCGACAAAGUGCAGGUCUUCGUCAACUCGGUCGAGGGUAACCCUGAGAAUCCUUUGUGGGCGGGAUCCAACACACAGUACAAGUUCGACGUGUCCAGGGUCACGGAACUCGUGGUACAUCUCUACAUUCGGAACCCAAACGCCCCACCAGGCUCUGGCCGGAGCCAGGAUAUCUUCCUUGGUGUGGUCCGCAUCAACCCCAGGUUCGAGGAGAAGCAGCCGUACGUGGAGGAUCCCAAGGCGAGCAAGAAGGACCGCGAGAAGGCCGCGACGGAGCACGCGAGCCGUGAGCGCUCCCUGGGCCACAGCGGCGUCGAGUUUGUCGACGUGCAGUACGGCACCGGCAAGCUCAAAAUCGGCGUCGAGUACGUCGAGAACCGAGCGGGUAAGCUCAAGAUUGAGGACUUUGAGCUGCUCAAGGUGGUCGGAAAGGGCAGUUUCGGCAAGGUCAUGCAGGUGCGGAAGAAGGACACGAGCCGGAUUUACGCCCUCAAGACGAUCCGGAAAGCUCAUAUCAUCUCGAGAUCGGAAGUGGCCCACACGUUGGCGGAGCGUUCGGUGCUUGCCCAGAUCAACAACCCCUUCAUCGUGCCGCUCAAGUUCACCUUCCAGAGCCCGGAGAAGCUCUACUUCGUCCUGGCCUUCGUCAACGGCGGCGAAUUGUUCCAUCACCUGCAGAAGGAGCAGCGCUUCGACGUUAACCGCAGUCGCUUCUACACCGCCGAACUACUCUGCGCCCUCGAAUGCCUCCACGGCUUCAACGUCAUCUACCGUGACCUCAAGCCCGAGAACAUCCUGCUCGAUUACCAGGGCCACAUUGCCCUUUGCGACUUCGGCCUCUGCAAGCUCGACAUGAAAGACGAGGACCGGACCAACACGUUCUGUGGAACCCCCGAGUACCUGGCCCCCGAGCUGUUGAUGGGCAACGGCUACAACAAGACGGUCGAUUGGUGGACGCUGGGCGUGCUGCUGUAUGAGAUGUUGACGGGUCUCCCGCCGUUCUACGACGAGAACACCAACGAGAUGUACCGCAAGAUCCUCAGCGAGCCCCUGCACUUCCCGGGCCAUGAGGUCGUGCCCCCGGCUGCCAAGGACCUCCUCACCAAGCUUCUCAAUCGUGACCCGCAGCAGCGCCUGGGAGCCAACGGGUCUGCCGAAAUCAAGGCGCACCCCUUCUUCCAUGCCAUCGACUGGCGGAAGCUGUUGCAGCGCAAGUAUGAACCUGCGUUCAAGCCCAGUGUGGUUGAUGCGCUGGACACGGCCAACUUCGAUCCCGAAUUCACGUCUGAGCUGCCCCAGGAUUCAUACGUCGAUGGACCGGUCCUGUCGGAGACACUGCAGAACCAGUUCACUGGCUUCAGCUACAACCGCCCCAUCGCCGGUCUUGGAGAUGCCGGCGGCAGUGUGAGAGACCCCUCGUUUGUGGGAAGCAUUCAGGGCAGCCUAAGAUGA
This is a messenger RNA of Chaetomium globosum CBS 148.51, 1926 nucleotides long. RefSeq lists its product as uncharacterized. Gene Ontology annotation, molecular function: protein serine/threonine kinase activity; ATP binding. The coding region runs from base 1 to 1926 and encodes 641 amino acids. NCBI's taxonomy places the organism in Eukaryota, Fungi, Ascomycota, Sordariomycetes, Sordariales, Chaetomiaceae. The transcript has 4 exons. Gene Ontology annotation, biological process: protein phosphorylation. The record is from RefSeq and is a predicted model, not a curated record.